Durio zibethinus is the source of this 1269-nucleotide messenger RNA. Lineage: Eukaryota; Viridiplantae; Streptophyta; Magnoliopsida; Malvales; Malvaceae. The record is from RefSeq and is a predicted model, not a curated record.
AGGCCAAAGAGAGAGACUCUUAGAAGAAAAAAACAAAACGGAAAAACCGGAAAACUCCAACCUCCGACACAGUCGCUUUACCCUGAGAAAAUUUUGCUGCGACAAUCACUGAAACAACAAAUUUACUAGUAAUAAUCAAAACCCUGAAAAAAAAAAAACCACCAACUUUGAUUUCUCUAAGGAAUAUUUAAUUUUUUGGAAUCCUCUUUGUUUCCUUUUUUUUUUUUCCCUUUUUUUCUCUUUCAAUUUCUCUCAUUGGAGAGCUUUGCUUUACUGUUCCCAAAUUUCCUCCAAAGCCUCUUCUUUUCCUCCUUUUGUCCAUGGCUCUUCUUCUUCGGGUUCUCUGCUAACUCCUCCCCCCAUAUUUAGGUGCUGGUGAAUUUGGUUUAAUCAUGGACAUUUAUGUAUGCACAUGUAGUGGAAGAUCGAAACCCAACAAGUCCAAUCCUGGGUUUCUUUUCACUAUUGUGGUGAAAAUUUAACAAUGGAUGACCAAGGCGGUAGCAAGUUGACCGGAAUCCGGCAGAUUGUUAGACUAAAGGAACUCCUUCAAAAGUGGCAAACUGUCUCAUUAGGCUCAAGGCCAAAUAUCCCCAACUCACAGGAAAAUCAUGGGGGUGUCUCACGACCAAUUAACAAAAGGCUAACAAAUGUUGCGUGCUGCGAUUCUGAUGAGGAAAGCUCCCAUGGUCCUCAGCCACCGCCUGAUGUUCCAAAGGGAUAUUUGGCAGUUUAUGUUGGGCCAGAGCUUCGGAGGUUUAUCAUCCCCACGAGCUACCUUAGCCAUCCUGUCUUCAAGAUUUUGCUGGAAAAGGCUGAGGAGGAAUAUGGCUAUGAUCAUAAUGGCGGACUCACUCUCCCAUGUGAGAUUGAGACCUUCAAGUAUCUCCUGAAGUGCAUAGAGAACCAUCCAAAGGGUCAACCAUUUGAUGGCUCAGUUUGAACAGGCCCUUAUUUAUUUUUAGCUAAAAGCAUUUACUUUCUGGAGAUUCAUUAAACAUUGGGAAAGAGUAAUUGUGCUGGUCUUUAUAUUGAUCAAGAACUUUGGGGUUAAAGCAAGGUCUCUCUGUAUGCAGAUUUUUUCUUUCACUUUACUUUUUUCCUUUCUGGUUAAUUGAGAAACAAUAGGAAACUUUUAGUUAGAAAAUUUUCAGGUGUAUGAAAUGAAUGUGACGAGAGGGGGCAAUGUUCUAACCUCUCUGUCGUUAUUGGAAUGUGACUGGCAUCUAAUGUUUGAUUGAUAAUGAAAUACUUUUAUUGUUCAGAAAA